ACUUAUUUCCCUAACGCGUGAAGUGGAAGUAAUCAUGCCUACCAACAAUAAAGAAAUCCACCCUUUAAAUUAUUAUGCCUUACUUGCAUAAAGACCCAUUGAUCAGGAGAUUGUUAAUACACUAUUCUAAGAGGUUUUGCAUAGAGUACAAUUUUUUGGAACCUAUUUAGCCGAUUAGUAUACUAUUUUGUCUUCUUAGAGCUUAUAAUUUUAUUUUUGAAAUUCUCGUUACAAUAAGAGCUUUAUUAGAGACCACUGUUAUUAGACUUUUAUUUUUGAAAUAUUUUAUUAGAGUAAAUUAAAAUAAAAUGUUCAUUUAGCGAGCAUUUUCGUCACAGCUAAAUCCCGGGAUUUAAGUAGCUAAAAGACCAGCUAAGCAGGUUCGGUGGCGGGAACGAUAAUCCCACCCCGCAUAACUCGGGCGAUUUAUUUCCCCGUGCAAAUAGUGCUCCCCAUGUGCGCGCGUGGGGCCCACCACCACCUACUAAAAUGCGCCACCGCAGCGCACGAUAGCAUGUUCGGCUCAGGAUAAGCCUCGGUAGUCGGUUUCCUUCGAUCGUCAAUGGCGAGAUUACCGGUUUCCUGUUUUAACUGUAGGUGACGAGCUCUACGAAAGGACAAAACAGGGGUCCCCACACCAGUGGCUCUGUCGUAAUUUCAUGGAAUAUCAGUGGCAAGGUUAUAUCUUGCUUCCCGUUCCGCGUGCCAGUGCCUCCACGCGUCGCGUUGUGGCCGGUCCACGAUGGUGCUCACGAUAAUCUAAUUUACGGAUACGCCACAACGUUACUCUUCCCGUCCCGAACGGUUCUAGGCCGUCCGAUCAAGAAUGAACGGAAAUGUACCUCGCAGGGGUAUAAUAGUAAACUAAGUUUUCUCACGCCGAAGCCGCAACCGGAAAGGAACCAAUGGUUUACUUCCCCAAAUGGUACAUAGCUGGGGAGAGGAAGGGCUCGAGAUCGCGCUCGGGAGCUCGCGGUGUGGGUAAAUUCGUUAACCUUAAUCUCUGGACUUACUUGACCUUCCUGAAUUGGGUGCCCGGCGCGCUGCGGAUGAGCCAAUCGGAGAUUAUUCAGCACGCCGGCUUGGAUUCCGCUGUGUAUCUACGGAUUUACAUCCUCGGCUUAAAGAUUUUUGUGCCGAUGACAACUCUUGCACUGUUGAUUCUUAUUCCAGUCAAUGUUUCUGGCGGAACAUUAGUUGAUCUUAGAAAAGAGAUUAUUUUCAGCGACAUUGAUAAACUUUCAAUAUCAAAUGUCAGUCCUGGAUCUCAAAGGUUCUUUGUUCACUUACUAAUGGCAUACUUGUUCACAUUAUGGACGUGCUAUAUGCUCUACAAAGAAUAUGAUAAUGUGGCCUUUAUGAGAUUACAUUAUCUGGCUUCACAACAUCGCCGCGUGGACCAAUUCACUGUGGUGGUAAGAAAUGUGCCACAUGUACAUGGGCACUCAACAUCACAGACUGUGGAACAAUUCUUUCAAAGGGUCCAUCCUGAUCACUAUCUUAGUCACCAGGCUGUUUACAAUGCGAACAAAUAUGCUAAACUCGUGAAGCAGAAAGAGAGACUACAUAACUGGUUGGACUACUACCAGCUCAAAUUUGAUAGAAAUCCAGAGAAAAGACCAACUACCAAGAUAGGAUUUCUUGGGUGUUGUGGUCAGCGAGUUGAUGCCAUUGAAUAUUACACAGAGAGAAUCAGCCAGCUUGAUAAGAAGAUAGCAAUUGAGCGUGAAAGAGUUCUUAAAGAUCCGAAAGCUAUAAUGCCAGUGGCUUUUGUUACAUUUGAUUCAAGAUGGGGGGCCGCCGUGUGUGCACAGACACAACAAAGCAAGAAUCCUACACAGUGGUUAACUGAGUGGGCUCCCGAACCACGUGACGUGUAUUGGCAGAAUUUGGCAAUACCUUUUGUUUCUCUUAGUAUUCGGAAGCUUCUGAUUUCUGUGUCAGUUUUCGCAUUAGUGUUCUUUUACAUGAUACCCAUUGCUUUUGUGCAAUCACUUGCGAAUCUCGAGGGUCUUGAAAAGGUCGCUCCUUUCCUCAGAACAGUAAUAGACAUAAAGGUGGUUAAAUCCUUCUUACAAGGAUUUCUUCCUGGUCUAGCGCUGAAGGUCUUCCUUUACAUCCUUCCAGCUGUUCUGAUGAUUAUGUCGAAAAUAGAAGGCUACAUAUCAUUAUCAUCACUUGAAAGAAGAGCAGCCGCAAAAUAUUACUACUUCAUGUUAGUAAAUGUAUUCCUGGGAAGCAUAAUUGCUGGAACAGCUUUUGAACAACUUUAUUCCUUCCUACACCAACCACCUACGCAGAUCCCGAGGACCAUUGGAGUAGCUAUACCGAUGAAAGCUACAUUUUUCAUGACGUUCAUAAUGGUUGAUGGAUGGGCCGGCAUUGCUAGUGAAAUUCUUCGAGUGAAGCCGUUGGUCAUAUACCAUCUGAAAAACAUGUUUCUGGUGAAAACAGAGAGAGACAGAGAGAAGGCGAUGGACCCUGGAAGUAUCGGGCUCCCUGAAACCCUUCCAACCCUCCAGUUGUAUUUCCUUCUUGGGCUAGUCUAUGCUGUAAUCACACCAAUUCUCCUUCCUUUUAUACUGAUAUUCUUCGCCUUUGCUUUCCUCGUCUAUAGACACCAGAUAAUUAAUGUUUACAAUCAAGAGUAUGAAAGUGCUGGUGCAUUUUGGCCUCAUGUCCACAGCCGCAUAAUUGCAAGCUUGUUGAUUUCCCAACUACUACUUCUUGGCUUGCUUGGCACAAAGAAAGCGGCCUACUCCACUCCAUUGCUUAUUUUCUUACCCGUCUUGACUCUAUGGUUUCAUAGCUAUUGCAAAAGCCGUUUCGAACCUGCUUUUAGGAAAUAUCCGCUAGAGGAAGCAAUGGAAAAGGACAUCAUGGAGCGAGCUGCUGAACCAAACCUAAAUCUCAAAGCCUACUUGGCAGAUGCUUACUUGCACCCAAUCUUCCACGCCUUUGAGGACGAGGAAAUGGGACAGGUCAGAGUAGACAAAGGUGAAUCACACAUUGCGUCGCCUAUAAGGAGUGAAAAUAAUUCCCCGUCCCCGCCACACUAUGUCUACCAUUACGAAUUCGAAGCUUGAACUGUUUUCUGUUCGAAUCUGUAAUUGUCAAUCCUUUAUUUUGGUUUCUUACCCUCUUUUUUUUCGGCUUUCUCUCAUCACUCAAAUUUGAUAACUCCAACCAAUUGUAUAUUAUGUGUAUACGAACAUUAUUGCUUGAUUUGUUAGUAAUCAGACUCAAAGCUAUAACCUGGCAGUUUUCGACUUGUCCCAAGAACAAUAUUUGGUUUGUUUUCAUUGUAUCAUAAUAACUCGUGAUAAGUGCAUUUUGAGUGUAUCCUCAAA
Molecule: messenger RNA, 3350 nt
Organism: Ananas comosus (pineapple)
Lineage: Eukaryota; Viridiplantae; Streptophyta; Magnoliopsida; Poales; Bromeliaceae
Product: CSC1-like protein At1g32090
Exons: 12
Coding region: 906-3086 (726 amino acids)
Cellular component (GO): plasma membrane
Molecular function (GO): calcium-activated cation channel activity
Source: RefSeq, a predicted model, not a curated record